AUGAGGGGCGCCGACCUCAUCGGCACGCUGCCGGACGAGGUCCUCCAGCACGUCCUCUCCUUCCUUCCGUCGCGCGAUGCCGUCCACUCCUCCUUGCUCUCCCGGCGCUGGCGCGACAUCUGGAGAUCCGCCCCCGCCGUGCGCGUCAGCGGCAAGGGAGACGCCUUCCGCCUCUUCGUGGACAGCCUGCUUCUCCACCGGAACGACGCCUCGCAGCUGCGCUCCUUCGAGAUCGACGACUACGCCGCCACCACGUCACUCCUUGACGUCUACGAAGAUGAAGACGACGACGACGAAGAUGACGAAGAUGGCUACCUCCAGCUCCCCCGAAUGGAGAUCGAUCCCAGCGUCGACCGCUGGAUCGCGCACGCCCUGUCGACCUGCCGCGCCGCCUCCCUCACGGCGCGCUUCGACGAGGAAAUCGCCGUGCCGUGGCGGCCGCGGUCCCCCGACGCCUUCGCGUCCCAGCACCUGACCACGAUGCACCUCGAGCUUGUGGAGCUCGCCGACGGCCUCCUCGACUUCUCUCCCUGCCCGGCGCUGCUGACCCUCACCCUCAGCGGCUGCCGCCUCAACGGCGACGCCCUCGUGUCGCCCUCGCUGGAGCGCCUCAGCAUCAUCCACUGCGACAUCCCGAUCGGUCGGUACACCAACGGUGGGACGACGACGAUGAGGAUCUCUACGCCGAGCCUCCGUCAUCUGAAUAUAAUCGAUAGUUAUGACGAGGAACAGACAGCUCCAUCCCUCGACAGCAUGCCUCGGUUGACGACGGCCAGCAUCCGGCUUACCGGCGCCACCAAGUUGUACCCUGGCAAUGGCAGCUUGCUCCUACAUGGCUUGUCAGAGGCCACCACCUUGGAGCUUAUAGCUUCCACUCCGGACGGAAUGAACCAUGGACUCGAGAAGAAAGCAGAAGGUAGUUGUAUACCAUCGCCACAAUUACAUCCUACACUUGAAAGCCUGAAAACAGUGGAGAUCAAGAGUCGAUGUCCAUCUUCUGACACAAAGGAUCAAGAGAUUUUGAAGCUGUUCAGUGAGUGGGGCACAUGCCCGGUAAACAAGAAGAAACGUAUACCAAGUGCUUCUGUUGGGUUCAAUAGCUAA
Lolium perenne is the source of this 1104-nucleotide messenger RNA. NCBI's taxonomy places the organism in Eukaryota, Viridiplantae, Streptophyta, Magnoliopsida, Poales, Poaceae. The record is from RefSeq and is a predicted model, not a curated record.